This is a messenger RNA of Miscanthus lutarioriparius, 504 nucleotides long. NCBI's taxonomy places the organism in Eukaryota, Viridiplantae, Streptophyta, Magnoliopsida, Poales, Poaceae. The record is from the annotation of a GenBank genome assembly.
AUGUGGGCCCGAUCAUGGAGCACAGGAGCGGGCGCCACCACCUCGUCGUCGGUCUCCACGCGGAGGGAGAGGUCCGCGACGCGCCACGUAGUCGGGUCGCACGCCGCAACGAAACGGUCGACACAGCAGUCCGCGUCCAUCCACAUCGAGAAGUCGUCCACCUCCGACGGCGCCGCGCGGAUCGACGGCAGCGCGUCGUGGUCCGUCGCGGAGGACCUCGACGCUGCCGGGGAAGUUGGGCGCGAAGCCGCCGCCGUCGUCUGCGGCUCCCGCUCCAGCCCCCGCGCUGGACCGUCCGCGGAGGAGAAAGGAAGCCCGGUGGCUUCCCCUCGGUCCGCCGCUAAGCACACCGACGCUGCCGGGGAAGUUGGGCGCGGAGCAGCCGCCGUCGUCUGCGGCUCCCGCUCCGGCCCCCGCGCUGGACCAUCCGCGAAGGAUAAAGGAAGACCGGUGGCUUCCCCUCCGCACCGUCACCUCCGAGCGAACCAGCUCCGCACUGCGUGA